Molecule: messenger RNA, 928 nt
Organism: Acanthoscelides obtectus
Lineage: Eukaryota; Metazoa; Arthropoda; Insecta; Coleoptera; Chrysomelidae
Source: the annotation of a GenBank genome assembly
CAGCCGCCCACGCAUACGCCGUGCGUGCAUUCGCUGCUCUCCGAUCUAGCGGGCUGGUAGUACGCCGCGGAAACAGCUGAGCGUUGCCGUCCUAGCCUACGACGCCAGACCUCUUCGUGAGUCGCGGUUGCCUGGAAACGCGCACAGCUUUCGUUUGUUUUUAAUUGGCGAGUCCAGGUUGAAUCGCGGAUGCGUACAAAACUUUGAAGGCGAAUUUGCUGCUUUGGGCUUGAGACAGGUGUGCGUUUCCUCCAUUGAAAACCGGAAGCCUCGAUGAGCUCCCCAAGUCACGUCUGACGAGGAGGCUACUUCUUCCAUCUUGCUUCGAUCGCAUCAGGCGACAAUGGACUUCGAUAACCCCUCGUACUUCUCGGUGCCCAAGGAGGGCCAAUCACCAUCCACUUCUUCCUCCUCGGUGGUUAUGGACUGUCAUCAGCCCAGUACCUCGUUCGAGAGGUCCACCAAGAGGUCGUUCAUGAGAUCUAUCAGCAGUAAUUCAGCGGAUUCUAAUAAGGAACUACUUAUUAUGGGAGAGCCAAGACUGAGCGACCUAGCACCAGACCUAGCGUAUCGUCACUCUUCUCGAUCAGAAUCUAUGAGGUCAAGAAGAGAGGAAGCACGCAAUGAUUUCAACUAUUUACCUCUCCCUACAAGCGAAGAGCAAGCUGACGAACUUUCUGGCGAUGAAGUUUUCCUCACAGAAGAGUCUGCUCGAUACUACAACGUUUCCGCAAUGAAGCGUACAAACCAACGUCGUCACUCUAUCGGCACCUUUGUUAUGAAGGAGCGGUCUAACAGUAUGGUGUCCUCAACAAGAAGCUUCAAGGAAGAUUUCCCUCAAAGAGAAAGGGACGACAUUGACGACCAUUCCUUGAGGCAUGCUUCGUUUCCUAGGAAGAGGUGUUCCAGGUGCACAAAUGGUAAGUGA